AUGGUCGUCAGGGUCGAGCUGCUGCUCCCAGAUGUGCUGCUCAACGAUGCGCGGGCGGUGCCCGUCGUGGUGGUCAGCGACAUGGUGCUCGAGCUGGUGGUCCCUGGCGUGGUGCGUAUCGUCGAGGUGCCCGUGCCCGUCGUCCAGCUCAGCAGCAUGGUGUUCGCGGCAGUGCCUGUCCUGUUGGCGCUGGUGCAUCUAGUCGUGUUGUUCGGCGAUGCGGUGCAAAUGCCCGCCGUGGUGGGCAGCGAGGUGCUGCUCAGCGCCGGAAUGCUGGUACUCAGGGCAGUAGUGUUCCCAUUCGUGGUCGUCUGGGUCGAGGUGUUGCUCUUGGACGUGAUACUCCACGGGAAUCAGUUGGUAGCCGUCAUGGUAGUCAGCGACGUGGUGUUCACGGCCGUCCGCGUCCCACCCGUGGACAUCGGAGGCGAGUUGCUUCUCUCCAGCAUCUGCCCGGUGUUCGAAACAUCGCUGUGCGGCGAUGCGGUGCUUGUGCCCGCCGAAUUGGUCAGCGGCGUUGUUUUUGACGUCAAUUUGCUAGUGCGCGUCUCGCAGCUCCGCGACGUGGCACUCGAGUUAGUGCUCGCGCCGCGGGCGCAUGUCAGGCACGACCUGGUUCACGCCAGCGCGCUGCUCAACGGUGCGCUGUUGGUGCCCGUCCUACUUUUCAGCGACGUACGACUCGCGACGUAA
Molecule: messenger RNA, 693 nt
Organism: Prorocentrum cordatum
Lineage: Eukaryota; Dinophyceae; Prorocentrales; Prorocentraceae
Source: the annotation of a GenBank genome assembly